Messenger RNA from Melospiza melodia melodia, 5213 nucleotides. RefSeq names its product epithelial splicing regulatory protein 1 (gene ESRP1). The transcript is spliced from 15 exons. The record is from RefSeq and is a predicted model, not a curated record. Gene Ontology annotation, molecular function: mRNA binding. Lineage: Eukaryota; Metazoa; Chordata; Aves; Passeriformes; Passerellidae. Bases 256 to 2166 code for a protein of 636 amino acids.
GCAGCCAUUGCGCCUUUCCCAGGAGUGCAGUUAGUGCGGGAGCGGCUACACCCACCUCGGGGAAAAGGGGGUGGGAAAGAGGGGGAGCCGUGCGCCUCCCCCACGCCAGGUCCUUGGGGAGUGCGGCUGCAGCUGGGGGUUCUGCCGCUUGGGUCUCGCUUGGAAGCGCCUGGGGCAAGGAAAGUUUCCGGCUUCUUCUCUUUCCCCUCUUCUCCCUUUCCUUCUUUUUAUCCUUUCUGCUGGCCCGGUGGCACGAUGACGGCGUCUCCCGACUACCUGGUGAUUGUCUUCGUGACCACGGCGGGCACCAACGGGGCAAGGUUGGGCUCAGACGAGCGAGAGCUGCUCCAGCUCCUGUGGAAAGUGGUCGACCUGAGGAGUAAGGAGCUGGGGCACCUGCAUGACGUGCUGGUCCGGCCUGACCACACAGAACUGACGGCUGAGUGCCAGGAGAUCACCCAGGUGGAUGUGGAGAGCCUGGCACUGGCUCCACCGCUGGAGCAGGCACUGAGACAGUUUAAUCAGUCCGUGAGCAAUGAACUGAACAUUGGUGUGGGUACUUCUUUCUGUUUCUGUACUGAUGGACAGUUGCACAUUAGGCAGGUUCUACACCCUGAAGCUUCCAAAAAGAAUAUUUCACUGCCUGAAUGCUUCUACUCCUUUUUUGACUUGCGGAAAGAGUUCAAGAAGUGUUGCCCUGGCUCACCUGAAGUUAGCAAACUCGAUGUUGCAGCCAUGACAGAAUAUUUAAAUCUUGACAAGAGCAGUCCAGCAUUUCCCUAUGGAGCCUCUCAAGUUGAAGAUAUGGGGAAUAUUAUUUUAACAUUAAUAUCUGAACCAUACAAUCACAGAUUUUCAGAUCCAGAAAGGGUAAACUACAAAUUUGAAAGUGGACCUUGCAGCAAGAUGGAACUUGUGGAUGACAAUGCUGUUAUCCGAGCAAGAGGAUUGCCAUGGCAGUCAUCUGACCAGGACAUAGCGAGGUUCUUCAAAGGUCUAAAUAUUGCCAAAGGAGGUGCUGCACUCUGUCUCAAUGCCCAAGGUAGGAGGAAUGGGGAGGCUCUUGUGAGGUUCGUGAGUGAAGAGCACAGAGAUCUAGCACUACAAAGGCACAAGCAUCACAUGGGGAACCGAUACAUAGAGGUAUACAAGGCAACAGGUGAAGACUUCCUUAAAAUUGCAGGAGGUACUUCCAAUGAGGUUGCACAGUUCUUGUCAAAAGAAAACCAAGUGAUUGUCAGGAUGCGAGGUCUUCCUUUCAAUGUAACAACAGAAGAAGUGCUGACUUUCUUUGGCCAGCACUGCCCUGUAACAGGAGGAAAGGAGGGAGUCCUGUUUGUCACUUACCCUGACAGCAGGCCAACAGGAGAUGCCUUUGUCUUGUUUGCUUGUGAGGAAUAUGCACAAAAUGCACUGAAAAAGCACAAGGAUUUGCUGGGGAAAAGGUACAUUGAACUCUUCCGGAGCACUGCAGCAGAAGUUCAGCAGGUGCUGAACAGGUACUCUUCCACACCUCUCAUUCCUCUCCCAACACCUCCAAUUCUUCCAGUAUUACCUCAACAGUUUGUGCCUCCCACUAACAUCAGAGACUGCAUACGCUUGCGUGGGCUUCCCUAUGCUGCUACUAUAGAGGACAUUCUGGACUUCCUGGGAGAGUUUUCUACAGAUAUUCGGACCCAUGGAGUUCACAUGGUUCUAAAUCACCAGGGACGUCCAUCAGGAGAUGCUUUCAUUCAGAUGAAAUCUGCAGAUCGAGCCUUCCUGGCUGCACAGAAGUGUCAUAAGAAGACUAUGAAGGACAGAUAUGUUGAAGUCUUUCAGUGUUCUGCUGAAGAGAUGAACUUUGUAUUAAUGGGGGGCACUUUAAAUCGAAAUGGCUUGUCCCCGCCACCAUGUAAGUUACCAUGCCUUUCACCCCCUGCCUACUCCUUUCCGGCUCCUGCUGCAGUUGUGCCAACAGAAGCUGCUCUGUAUCAGCCAUCCAUGCUUCUGAACCCACGAACACUCCAGCCCUCCACAGCCUACUACCCUGCUGGGGCUCAGCUCUUCAUGAACUACACAGCUUAUUACCCCAGUAUGCAGCAGAGGAUGGACUUGUACGCACAAAUGAUGCGGCCAGGACAGUGUCCAAAGAAUGGAUUUGCAUUUAAAGGCCCCAGCAGUUAGACUUCCUUAGUGAAGAUCCUUCUGCCCUUUCUGAUGUUUUGAACAAACACAGCAAGCCUAGAUGGAGAUUUUGAUUGUUUCCAGUUUCUCUGCUUCUCAAGCCAGUUGUGCUCAAGAGAAAAACCACCAGAACUCUGGAAGUGACCAAAUGGAUCUGUUACUGUUUUAAAGUUCAUGCACAAUUUUCAGACAUGCACACACAGACCACUAAGCCCUUCCCUGAGAGCACAGGUGCUGAAAUUGUGCAAAUCCUUGAGGGUUUCUGCUUGGUAAAGUAUUAAGCUGCUCUUAACACAAAAAUUGUUCAGCCUGAACCUACAAAGUCUGAUCUCUUUUGUUCUUUGAAAUAGCAAAAAAGUCUUUUUUACAUAAUUUUGCACACAGUUUAAAAUAGUUCUUUGUAAUUCAAGUGUUUUUCAACCUCUAAUUUUUGCAUUUGACAUUUUAAUUAAAAAAAUCUUUUGUAUAUAUUUGUCUAAUCUCUGCAAAAGAAGUCACUGUAAACUUUAUAUGCAGGCAUAUUUUACACAGUGCAGAAAUAAUUAGGAAUGUAAAAUGGAUUAUCUAAGAAAAAAGCUGCUGUAACUUUGUAAAAAUGUGUGGGAUGUUAAAUGCUUUGUCUCUGAUUCUUAUCUUGUAGGCUUUUCCUAUGCACUGAAGUAUUUAAAUUUUAAAAGGCUUACAGGAGUAGGCAUUUUCAACUUUGAUCACACUUCGUACUCAGAAAAUGAGAAAUGCAGUUAGCCUCUCUCCUGUGCUCCUACUUUCAUAUUGCCACUUCAUGUUCUCCCCACCCUUCUUGGUGUCUGACUGUCUUCUGUGCAAGAAAAGUAAUGUGAGCUGUAGUUAAGACCCAGUGCCUUGUCUGCUCUAAGAGAGGGUCAGUCAGAGCUGGUAGUUUGAGCUCUCUGGACUAUACCAGUAACCCAGCACCACAGCUCUCACUCUUACCAGAGAAAUCAGAUGCUAUGCAUGCUCCUAAAUAACUGCUGUCCUUUAGCAGCCCUGGCUCUCCCUGCCUGCCCUGGGGCUGGGCUUCAGGCACAGGGGUAGAUCACUGCACCUUUCCAUGGCAAUUAAAAUCCUCAUUUGUGGUGAAGAAAGGGGGAAGGAAGCCCUGAAACAGAGAUGUAUGAGGCUAAAUUUGGAUCGGUUCUUCGGCACGUUCAAAAUAAAAAUUGCAGGACUGAGGAAUACAGACACUUGAGGUAGGUGGUGCUGUAGGAGUUGUUUAGUGACCAUGAACCCAAAUCCACAAUAGUGCCUUAGUAUCACUGAAAGUAAGUACAAGGGAAGAAAGAACAAAAGAGGGUGGUGGGGUGACAAAGUAGAAAAAAUCUUCCAGACAAUGAAAGUGAUAGUCUCAUUUCUAGUGUCUAAUUCAAAAAAAACUCAAUGUUUCCUCCUUUAGUUCUUCCUUGAUUUUUGCCCUUCUCUUUCCUUGGUGCAACCCUCCCCUGCUCACUCCAGCCACAGUAAUCUAGAUUUACAUUUUAUCCUGGAAAACUUCAUACUGUUACAGUCUGAAGUAUUUGACAGGGCCUUUUUUUAAAAUCACUGUUUGUAAACAUGACUACAUUGAACAUGAUUAAUUGAUGCAAGAUACUCUUCAAUGGUAUUUUCAACUUUUCCUUCUGAGAAAAUAGUUCUGCCUUUAAUUAUGUAGCACAAUUACAAAUUAGUAGUUAUGCAUAAGGAAAAUUAGCCUAUAUAAGCCACUAGGGAAGUGAUGGGGGAAUAGAAUUUUUGCCUAUUAACUGUGCAGGAAUAUCUCAAGUGUGCAAAUAGAGACAGACAAUGAGGGGAUGGGAAGCAGUAGGCUGGAAGAUGUUUGGAAAUAUAAAUCACAAGCUGAUUGCAAAAAUAAUGAAAUGCUUUUGCAAAAGCAAACUUCAUGUUGGGUUGCACAAAUGGGCUUCUUGUUUGGGAUGUCUUUGUAUUUUUCCAAGUGUUCUCUACAGGGUAAUCAUAAAACUUCAGCAAAAACUUAUAACCAACAAUUUGCUCAAAAACUGCAGAGUGAAGAGGAGCAAUGUGAAAACAGUUCCCCCAGGCCUGCUGAAGGCAUUAGCAUUACUUAUUUGGGUGAAAGGAGGCUGGGGACAGGCAUAAGAGCAGUAUAUUAAAAAUGUGGCUACAAAGAAAGAAGGACCAAAUUCUUCCCGUGGUGCAUGGGACAAAGUGAGGGAUGGAGUUACAGGCAGGGAUUAAGGGGUCAGAACACACCUCCUCCUACCAGCAGUGGCUAAAUACUGAUCUGAACAGCCUGGACAGGCUCUGCAGUCUCCACCCUGGUAAUCUUUUGGGACUGGUUGGCCAAGCACUUAUCAAAACUGGCACUGGUAUAACUGGUCCCACUGUCAGGCGCAGAUGUGGACAAGAUGUCCUCUUCAGAUGUUCAUCUGUGUGAUGAUACUGCUUUUUUCUUAGGACCCUGACCUCAGAUAUUGUAAAGUUACCUGUACAUCUUAGCUCCCAACUCAGAUUGUAUAUAUGUUGCUAUUUUUCACAAGCUCUCUCAUGUUUUGGUAUUUUUGUAUUCUGUAUUUUCAGAACUGAAUUCUUUAUAUUCCUUUUCAAUAUGUCUCUGUUGAAAUUCAUUACAACAUUAAAUAUAAUUUAACCUAAAAUUGAAUAGAAUACUAUUUCCCUGUUAUAAUGUAUGUAUGGUUUAGAAAGCAAACUAGAAAUGUUUCCCGGAGAAGGGGGAAAUGUGUAUGUUGUUUUCUUUUUGCAAAAUUAGUUGGCAAAUCUCACAGUUUUGCUAUCCCUUAAUAUCUCUGUUAUCUCAGUUAGGCAGGUUCUCAGCUAGAGGCAAUUUUAUUUAUUUAAGCAGGAAAGGCUGAGACUCCAUCAGUAAAGAUGAAAGUCCAAUUUCACAAUGUAACUUUCUUGAGGUUAAGAGUAUUGAUUGAACUUGAGAUGGGAAUCUAUAGCUCAUGUGUUUGAAUGUGCAAAGAAUUUAUAAUAUGAAGGUAACUGGAAUUAAUCUGAAAAAAAAAAGUUGAAAAUACAUCAUACUUUCAUAAAGACUAUAUUUAAAUUUA